AUGGCGCGUCCAAAGUAUAUCAUACUGGUCAGACACGGCGAGUCGCAGGGAAAUUGCGACAAAUCCGUGAAUAGAUACAUACCAAAUCAUAAGGUGCCUCUCACAACGAAAGGCCACCAACAAGCUGCUGAUGCUGGCCAGCGUCUGAAAGAGUUUCUCGAACCGGACGAUAGUAUCCUUUUCUACACAAGUCCGUAUUUAAGGGCAAGGCAGACGUUAGAUGGACUAUUGGAAGGCGUCAAAACGAGCAAUUGCAAAUACAAGGUUUACGAAGAACCACGAAUGCGUGAGCAAGAUUUUGGCAAUUUUCAGAGCACUGCCGAGGAGAUGGAAAAGAUAUGGCGUGAAAGAGCUCAUUACGGCCACUUCUUUUACCGAAUUCCUUACGGGGAGAGUGCAGCUGACGUUUUUGACCGGUGUGCUGGUUUCAAUGAAACUUUGUUUCGCCAAUUCAACACCGAGAAGUUCCCAAAUGUACUCGUCCUGGUGACCCACGGGAUAUGGGCACGGGUGUUUCUCAUGAAAUGGUUCCGUUGGUCGGUUGAAGAGUUUGAGAGUCUCACGAACGUGCCUCACUGCGCAUUUUUGAUAAUGGAAAAACAACCAAACGACAAGUAUAAGCUGCUGACGAAACUGCGAAGGUGGGGGGACCUAAAGGAGGAGAAUGAGCAUGAGUUCAAGCAGGAGCUCAAAAAGCAGACUUCUAACGAGAUCAGGUUUAAUUCCUCCGUGGAUUUGAGUGAGAGAGAGGUGGAGAGUGUGGUGAAUGCAGAGGACGAAGCUUUGAAAGAGCAGAUUGAGAAGGAAAAGACGCUACGUUCGCGGUUUUUAAACUCUCAGCAAGAAUAA
Molecule: messenger RNA, 849 nt
Organism: Kuraishia capsulata CBS 1993
Lineage: Eukaryota; Fungi; Ascomycota; Pichiomycetes; Pichiales; Pichiaceae
Exons: 2
Coding region: 1-849 (282 amino acids)
Molecular function (GO): phosphatase activity
Source: RefSeq, a predicted model, not a curated record